This is a messenger RNA of Ceratitis capitata (Mediterranean fruit fly), 1570 nucleotides long. Its product is annotated as zinc carboxypeptidase. The transcript is spliced from 3 exons. Gene Ontology annotation, biological process: proteolysis. Lineage: Eukaryota; Metazoa; Arthropoda; Insecta; Diptera; Tephritidae. The record is from RefSeq and is a predicted model, not a curated record. Gene Ontology annotation, molecular function: zinc ion binding; metallocarboxypeptidase activity. The coding region runs from base 123 to 1472 and encodes 449 amino acids.
CUAAAAUAACGUAUGGGAAUUUAUUUUCAAAUUGUGCCAAAAAAAAUAAAAAUAGUCAGCCUAUUACUUUAGAUGAUAUGUCUUAAGUGUCGCUUUUAAAUAUUCGAAAGGUCUGCCAAUACAUGACAUUUUCAGCUAUGUUGUCUACAGCCAUGUUAGCGAAAGGUGGUUUGAGCGCAGAAAACACGGGUAAUACUGGCGGAAAUGCUGACGAAUCUUCCUCCCAAUAUGCAGUAAAGAAACCCUUUGGGGAUUCAAAGGACGUAGCUCGUUAUGAUCAUUAUCGUGUAUAUAGUGUUAUGCUGGAUACAAAUCAACACGUUAAUCUCUUCCAAAAGUUGGAGGAACAAAGCGAUAGUUUGACUUUUAUGGGUCAUGCCAGAGAGGUUGGGCAGAGGUUGACUGUUCUGGUGGCUGCGCAUAAAGUGGCAGAUUUCGGAAUCUUGUUGGAGAUAUACGGCGUGCAACAUCGUAUUUUGGCACUUAAUUUCCAGGAGAAAAUCGAUCGUAAUAUGAAAGAAGUUAUACCCGCUGACGCGGCUGGCGCAUCACUUGAUUGGAAGCACUUCUUUCAUUUGGAAACUAUUUAUGACUGGUUAGAGCAUAUGGUAGCACAAUAUCCCACAUGCCUAUCAAUAGUAGAGAUGGGUAACAGUACCCAUGGCGUUCCUAUUAAGGGUUUGAAGUUGUCGCGUAAAUCCACUAAUAAAACUAUCUUUAUAGAAAGUGGUAUCCAUGCGCGUGAGUGGAUUGCACCCGCUGCUGCAACUUAUCUAAUUAAUGAGUUGCUCACAGCUAAACAUGAUGCAAUUCAGAAAUUGGCAAACGAUUUUAACUGGAUUGUGUUUCCGUGUGUCAAUCCAGAUGGCUACAAAUAUACAUUUGAACAUGAUCGCAUGUGGCGUAAGAAUCGUCAACUGUUUGGAACGUGUCAUGGAGUUGAUUUAAAUCGUAAUUAUCCGGAUCAUUGGAACACCACUGGGGCUAGUAGUGACCCUAGCCGCUAUGACUAUGCUGGACCUAGUGCAGCAAGUGAAAUUGAAACCAUGCGUUUGAUGGACUUUCUUAAAGCAAACGUGGAAAAUGAACAAAUUAGAACUUAUAUAGCUUUACAUUCGUAUUCGCAAAUGAUUAUGUUUCCUUAUGGCUAUACAAAAGAGCACGUACCAAAUUAUAAUGAUUUACAAGAAUUAGGAAGCAAUGCAGCUAAUCGUAUACAAGAAAUUAGUGGUCGUAAAUACGUCAGUGGAAGUUUAAUUGAAACCAUUUAUCCAUCUAGCGGUGGAAGUAUGGAUUGGGCUUAUAGCAAUAUGAAAGUGCCAAUUGCGUAUACCUUCGAGUUGCGUGGUCCGUCUGACAGUUCGGAUAUGUUUAUACUACCAGCUAAUGAAAUUGAGCCCACUGCUCAUGAGACAUUCGAAGCCAUCCGUACAAUAGUGGAAGGAGCUAACGAAAAAGGUUACUACAAAUGAUUGAAGCUCAAGAGUUAUUCUGCAUUUUAUAAUUAUAAUUUACAAAUUUACUUAUUAAAAACGUUUCACGCGUAGAAUAAAUUAGUAUCUCAUUCAAA